Anoplophora glabripennis (Asian longhorned beetle) is the source of this 2291-nucleotide messenger RNA. RefSeq lists its product as uncharacterized. The record is from RefSeq and is a predicted model, not a curated record. The transcript is spliced from 6 exons. Bases 169 to 1839 code for a protein of 556 amino acids. NCBI's taxonomy places the organism in Eukaryota, Metazoa, Arthropoda, Insecta, Coleoptera, Cerambycidae.
CACGAAAAAUAUGGUGAUUUUUAUGCCUCUCAUUUUGAUAUUGUGCUUAAACGUUGUAGAUGCAGGUCGUAGAACAAAAUGACAAGACUCCACCUCUAGGAAGUUUACUGAUUUUCAUCGUUUUGAUGUAGCAAGUUUAUUUAUUACAAUAUAUUAUAUAGACAUAAAAUGAGAAUUCGAAAGAGAGAUGUCCGAAAACGUACGAAAAAAGCUCGAGGUGUAAAGCUUGCUUGGAAAAGGAGACGGGCAGUUGCUGAAUUACUUAAUGAAAUAGUAGAUACCGUCGCUGAUGAAGCUGAUGGAAGGAUCACAGUUCGUGCACCGCCUGUCGCUGCAUUAUAUAUUACUUCUUCCCAAUCUUCACAGGCUAGCACAUCGUCAGAAAUUUUUUGCCCAAGAACGCCGCCAAAUAUAAAAUCAGAAGACGAUAACGAUAUUUACAAUUUCUUAGAUACAAAUUUAUUGGAAGAUAUUAAGGGCAUUGAUCCAUUGGCAAUUAACGACAAAAAAUUACUGGGAUGUCGAAUAGUAAAUAUCGAUUACUUUUUAAAGAAAUCUAUGUCAUUGCAAAUGCUACACAACCAAAACUGCAGUGGUGGCUCCUUGGAGAUAGCAGGGGAGAAAAGGCAGGGUUUAAAAAGCACGUUUAUAUUAAAGUGUAACGUUUGCGACGAAGAAGUCGAAAUUUGUAACGAAGAACCGACACUUGAUAACGAAUCUACAUUAAACAAAGCAGCUGCAUGGGCAACUGCUUGUACAGGCAGCACGUAUAAGCAUAUGACCGAGUUCUUUAAUGUACUUGACAUACCGUGUCUUUCAAGAAAUUCGUUCGUUGCCAUCCAAAAAGAAUUGGAACAGGCUUGGCAAAACUGUUUGUGGAGAAAUUUGGAGGAAGCUGGCGAAGAAGAGUAUUCAGCAGCCAUUGAAAGAGGACACGUAGAUAGUGAUGGUGUCCCAUAUAUUACGGUUUAUGUCGACGGAGGAUGGUCUAAACGUAGUUACGGACACACAUGCAACGCAUUUUCCGCAGUUGCCGUCAUUAUUGGCAAACAUACUGGCAAACUUUUGUUGGUUGGGGUACGCGACAAAUAUUGUAGUAUUUGCGCACGAGCUGAAUAUAAAAACUAUGAACCCAAAUAUCAUAUAUGUUUUAAAAAUUGGGCCAGCUCAUUGUUUUCUGCGGAGCAGGAUGUUCUUGUGGAAGGAUUCAAUUGCAGUUUAAAAAUGCAUAAUUUAAGAUACAAAAAAUUUGUGGCUGAUGGCGAUUCGUCAAUGUACACAACGAUCAAGGAGAACGUGUCCUAUGGACAACAAGUAGAAAAAAUCGGAAGUAUGAAUUACGCUCUCUUAAAUUAUGAAAACAGUUUGUACAAAAUUCAGAAAGAUACAGAAGGGGUGCCAGAUGCGGCCCGAAAAUUAUUAACCACAGAAAUUAUAGAUGAACUAACCAAGUCGGUCCAAAUAGCAAUUUAUGCCAACUAUCAAGACGUGGAGAACUUAAAAUUAGGAAUUCGGAACACUCUGUAUCAUGUCUUUGGAAAUCAUAUGUCCUGCCCUUCAUACUUGUGUAAUAACAUUGGUAAUACAGCUGAAGACAAAACGCAGGAAUUAACAGAGUCAGGACUCCACCACCAUGUUUAUGGUGCGAUGACUCGGUUAUUAACAAACACGGAUUUGUUAAUGGAUAAAGAAACCAGUAACCAAGCGGAAAUCUUCAUGAGUAUACUGGUUAUGUUCGAUGUCUGUAAACGCCCCAAUUUAAUUCAAAGUGAUUCCUUCCAAAUGAGAGCUUACUUGACGGGAUUACGUUAUAGUGGAGGUCUUGAUUGGCACACUUAACCGUGGUAGUAAAGAGGCCCGGGAUUUCCAAGUAAAAUAUAUGGAUACGUGAAACAGAAACAUGCAAAAGCAGAAAGAAGAUCCGUAAUUGUUCUAUUCAAAGUAUAUUGAGUAAUGCAGAAGUUUUUUCAUGCUUGAAGAUAAGUGGUGAAGACCAUUUGCAUUGUUCAGCUUUUAGUUUUGGAAACAUGUGUUUGAUAUUUUCGAGGGUGCCAGUUUUUUUUUUAAUAACACUCAAGUAGUGUUUUAGAAGCAGUACCUGUUUAUCAAAGAACUAAUAAAAUUAAACAAAAAAUUCCAAAACGCAAUAUUAUACCGAAAAAAUGAAGAUAGCUAACAUUCAGAAGAAAUGGGAUAAAUACUAUUAAAAUACGAAGAAAUUGAUUUAGACCGACAUUUAUUUAGAACACUUUUUUGUAUUGAGACACACUGUAUAUAAAACUAAACUGGUU